AUGUCGGAACAGACAUCUCCCGCCAAGGCACCACCUCAAUCACGCGCUGCAACAAGGGGCAAGGAUGAAGUUCCUCGCAGUGCUGUCCGACGACGACGUCCACCACCACGUGGUCACCUCGACGACAUCGACUCGUCCGGCUCCUUUUGCUGGUGGUUCGCGCCCAUAUUCCUCUUCGCGUCCAUGGUCCUCCUGAACGCCUCCAUGACCUCGGUCGAACGCUUUCAAUACGUCACCUCGUACCCAUCCCGCUUCACGCUCCAAGGCUUUCCGAACGACCUCAAGGAGCUGCUCGUGUUCGUGGUACCGACGCAGGUCAAGACGCUGUACAAGCACAUUGAACAUGGGAGGGAUCCUCGGCAUUGGGACUUGCAGAGAUGGAUCGAUUGGGAAGAGAAAGUCGCUUGGAAGAGGUUGUUGGAGAAUGUGCAUCCCGCGGGCACGGCGGAGGGGUGUGUCGUCGCCAGUCCGAGCAGAGAGUCGCCCGAUUACUGGUCAGUCAGCUCGGUGCGCAUGAUCUAAAACCGGCACCGCAACUAAGGCUGGCUCGGGGAAUCGCAGGUACGAAUGGACUCGAGACUCGGCACUCGUCAUGCGGAACCUCGUACAGGCCUACACCAAGGCUGGCGUGACCAAGCACCGUAAAGCGAUCGACGAAUACAUCCGAGCGACUCGCAUCAUUCAGUCCGAGCAGACCACGAUCGGAGGUUUCUACGACGGCGGAUUGGGUGACGUCAAGUACCAUGUCGAUCAUGAACCCUUUCUUGGGGAAUGGUGAGUUCGCUUACAUCUCGGGCCAUGGCGGCGCAUUCAGCUCACAAUUUUCUCCGGGCGUUAAUUUCCGUCAGGGGUCGACCUCAAAACGAUGGUCCGGCUUUGAGGGUCAUCACGUUGGCCGAGUUUGCGCUCCAUCAACUCGAUCAGGGUACAGAACAGGAGAUUGGGUUCGUCAAGACGGUGUUAUACGACUCUGUGCUCCCCACCAAGGUCGGUCACGCACCUGCUCCUCAGGCUGAGAACGAUGCAAAAUCCUAACCCCUUCGCCUCACCACAGUCCGUCAUCAAAGGCGAUCUCGAGCACAUCUCCAACAGGUGGUCCCACGCCGGCUUUGAUUUAUGGGAGGAGGUCUCAGGCUCGCAUUUCUACACCUUGCUCGCGAUCCACCGCGCUCUGAUCGUCGGCGCCGACCUCGCCCAACGACUCGACGACCCCAAAGCUGCAUCGUACUACCUUCAACAAGCUGACGAGAUCAGUCGAGUCUUGGAAGAAUUCUGGUCACCCGAAAAGGGCUUGAUCCGCGUUUCGCUCAACCAAUCGACGGGGAGGGAUAGCGAAGAGAAUGCUCAUCGAGGCGAUGCGGCCUAUGGCAAAGAGAGCGAAUUGGAUUCGGCGAUUCUUUUGGCCGUAUUGCAUUCCGGUCAAGGAACGGGAUGGAAUGAGGAGAAUGACAAGGUCUUGUCGACUUUGGAGAAGCUGGUCGAGGUGUUCAAGCCGAUCUAUCCGAUCAAUGAGCGAACAAAAUCCGCUUCGGCGUUGGGUCGAUAUCCCGAGGAUCGCUACGGUACGUUUCCAUCUCCAUUUGUGAGGCCAGAGUUGAAGAGGAUGUAUUGAUCAAGUCUGGUAUGAAUGCGCAUAGAUGGCUUGGGUCUCUCCGUCGGUCAUCCUUGGUACCUGUGCACGCUCGCCGCUUCCGAAAUCCUCUACAAAAACUCCCUCCAACUCUCGACCUCUCACAAACCCCUUCUCAUCACCUCAACGAAUCACGCCCAUUACGCACGUUUCAUACCUCUUCCCCCGUCCGAAAAAAUGAGCAAGGAUGGGCUGACGAUCAAGGCGGGCGCGAGGGCGAUUCAGGAGAUCGCGAGGGGACAGAUCAAGUGGGGGGAUGAGUUUGUGGGGAUCGUUCAGGAGUAUGCGAGGAGGAAUGGGAGCUUGAAUGAGCAGUUCAAUAGGUGGGUAUCUGUGCUGGGGUUCGGUGUCUGGGAGUAGGGAGGGGUCCGAUGGCCAUUGUGCUGACAACGAUGGCAACGUCUUGAUCGCUCAGGUAUACGGGGGAAGGUCGAGGGGCAAGGGACCUGACGUGAGUUGUUGUGCCUCUAGCGACAUCGCCUGAUACGUAUGCUUGAUCUGACAUGUGCUCUACAUUAUUACGCAGAUGGUCGUACGCGGCGUUCAUCACCGCGUCACAAGCGAGGAGGGAAGCCAAACAAGCUCUAGAGUCGGGUCUCUGA
Messenger RNA from Microbotryum saponariae, 2232 nucleotides. The record is from the annotation of a GenBank genome assembly. NCBI's taxonomy places the organism in Eukaryota, Fungi, Basidiomycota, Microbotryomycetes, Microbotryales, Microbotryaceae.